AUGACGGCUAUGAAACGAGGAAGAGGAAGACCUAGGAAGAACGAAUCUAAAGCGAAUGAAACGCCGAAAGUAAGUUCAAAAUCAAGUGAAAACGAUGACAAUAAUAAUGGUAACAAUGACAACAUUGGAAUUAUCAAGUCUGCUGUGGUAGAGGCAACUAGAAGAAGACCAAGAAGGACUGCCGCUAGAAAAGUGACACCAGAUCCAGAGGCUGAACUUGGUGUUCAACUUGAUAAAGAAGAUGAAGAUGAAGAAUUCGUGCCAGAAGUAGAUGUCGAUGAGGAAACGCAGAAACCAGAUAAGAGAAGGAAAACCAGAUCUCCUAAAACAUCAAUUGAGAUCAAUUCAUCUAAAGUUCAGCAGAGAGGAUCCAACUUAGAACGUAAAGGUAAAAUCAUUAGAGCAUUAAAAGAUUUAUCGUCAGCAAGAGAUAAAAUUGAACGAAUUUACGGUUUAAAUGAGCAUAAAUUAUUAAGAUUGGCCAAAGUGAAAGAAGGCUUUGAACCGUAUUUGUUUUGUUUCCCCUCAGAAAUGAUUCAACGGGAUUCACCGUAUUACGUCGAUUGCAAACCACCUUGUUCGAUAGACAACGUUUAUGAUAAGGUCAUACCAUCAACUUCCAGCUUAAAAUUCCACGACAUAGAUGUAAAGGAAUUGGAUCAAAUAUUUACUAAGAAUAAAAAGGAGCAUAAAAUUAUUAUCAAUGAGUCCGAGACCGCGCUGCAAUCUGAACAGUCGAUGGAAUUCCCCGUUCUACCAUAUGGGAAAAGACACGGAUUUGUGUAUAACAGUGGUGGAUUCAUUACUGAUAUGGCGUGGUUAUCUCAAGACGAAUCUGACGAUCAAUAUUUGGCGGUAGCACUCUCACAGUAUUUUGAAAGGCCAUCGGACAGCCAUUUAAGAAUGUUUGAAUCCGAAUCUCAUACCUCUUGCAUUGAAAUAUUCAGACUGAAUACAAAUACUUUGAAAUUUACCAAAUUGCAAACUCUUGCCCAUUCAUUCGGUGAGAUUUGGAAUUUAAAAUGGCAUGAAGGAUGCGAGAAAAAUGGUGUGCUCGGGGUACUGGCGUUCGUUUGUCAGAAUGGUUCAUUUAAACUAACAGAGGUGACAGUUCCUAAUGACGACUCACACGUAGUACGAUUUUUUGAUGAAGCUUCGUUAUCGGUUUCCAUGCCAAACACCAACAUUACGUGCUACGAUUUUUUAUCACCGACCUCAAUAAUAUGUGGAUUUAAAAAUGGAUUUGUUGCGGAAUUCGAUUUGACAGAUCCUGAAUUUCCUUCCUAUUAUCACAAAAUGCAUGAUUCUUACGUUAUUUCCAUCUGUGUGGCUUCUUCAGAAACGGAAAGAACAACAGUAGGGACCCUAUCAGUGGAUGGUUAUUUUUAUAUCUUUGAUGCCAAGGAAAUUUUCACUUCGAAACUGGAAGUAACCAGAUUCCGUGGAACUAAUAUCAUUCCAAUUGCUUAUCUACCUCAACUUUAUGCAUUCGUACACUCAGAUGGUACCAACUCUUUGAAGACAGUUGUACCGCGAGCCGCGUUCGGUAUGCACACAAUUGCAUUACAAGAAACUACCAUAGUGUCCGUAGGGACUUCUAGAUUACACCCGUUAGUCUUGAAUGGUAGUUCUGAUGGAAAUAUAGCUAUUGACAAUGUAUCCAGAAGGGUAUUAACAGGUAUUAAGAAUAGUUCAGUUGCUCACUGUUCACUGAGAUUGUGGAAAUGGGAGUACAGCAAACGAGAAGACAAAUAUCGAUUAAACCAUAACUAUGAAAUCUACAAACCAAGCAUAAACGAAAUAAGCGGAGUUAAAAUUGACGCACAUGGUGUCAACAUAUCAUGCAUUAAGUGGAAUGAAACCAGUGCUGCUGGACAAUUUUAUGCCUUUGCCAACAGUGCCGGACUGCUGACAAUAGAAAAAUUAGGAAAUGACUAA
Messenger RNA from Zygosaccharomyces rouxii, 1938 nucleotides. RefSeq names its product transcription factor TFIIIC subunit TFC6 (gene TFC6). Lineage: Eukaryota; Fungi; Ascomycota; Saccharomycetes; Saccharomycetales; Saccharomycetaceae. The transcript has a single exon. Gene Ontology annotation, biological process: transcription by RNA polymerase III; regulation of DNA-templated transcription. The record is from RefSeq and is a predicted model, not a curated record. Gene Ontology annotation, cellular component: transcription factor TFIIIC complex. The coding region runs from base 1 to 1938 and encodes 645 amino acids. Gene Ontology annotation, molecular function: protein binding.